Molecule: messenger RNA, 348 nt
Organism: Amoebophrya sp. A25
Lineage: Eukaryota; Dinophyceae; Syndiniales; Amoebophryaceae
Source: the annotation of a GenBank genome assembly
AUGAGGAGGAGGGAUAUGAAUAACGGUACUAUUGUUAUCGUGACGAUGGUUACACUCGCAUUAUUUACUACCUAGGCCCCACGGGAAUCAUUUCAAAAAAGAUUGCCUUCUUCUUUCUAAAUUGAUGCUGAUCUUUGCCUAUGUGCAGCUGCAGACUCCUCUAAUGAUUUUACUACCAGACCAUUAAUUUGUCCCAAAUCAGACCUUCCCCCCGAGGACCUUGCACUCCAAGUACUACAGUCAAAGGCUUCUCAUAUUUUACUCAAAACAGGUAGAACACGUGGAGCAAACUCUGCGUUUUCAUGGGGUGAGUGGGGCGAAUUGAUGAAGCGUUGCUUCAGGUAUUGA